GUUUGUCUCUUCGGUUCGAUCAAGUCGUUCUCCGAUUCACGAGUUGUAUUGUUUGUUUUUGUUUAUACGAGUACAUUACACACAUGCGAAGAUUUACGCUUUUUUAAAAUAUAUAUCAACUAUUUCUUAUCUUGAAGAUUUGAACUUUUCACGCGAUUAAAUUUUAUUAUCGAUUUGCAAAAAAUUUAAGGACAGCCCUAUACCUCCAACUUACUUUCUCUCAUAUACCUACUUGCUCGCUCGCGUGUGUUUCAUGUGGUUAACACGUUAUAAUUAUAUACCUAAUAUCAGUGUUUGAAAACUGUUCCAAACGAGAUUUUUCCAUUUUACUCGAAGUGUUUUCUUUUUGGAGAGGAACUAAUUUAAUGAAAUACGAAUUUUAAAAAAUUUGAAUUGCAAUUUGAUUGCAAAGCAAAAUGUGUCAGAAAGAAGUCAAGGAUCCGGUUAUCGAUGUCAGCGCUAAACGAAAAUUAGAAAUAAAUGGACCGUUGAUAGUGGUUUCAAAUAGGUUACCUUUCGUAUUGCACCGACAACCUGAUGCCAGUUUAAUAAGAAAGGCGAGCGCCGGAGGUUUAGUUACAGCUGUAGCGCCUGUAGUGGUAGAAUGUCGAGGCCUUUGGAUUGGUUGGUCUGGAAUGUACGAUCUUGAUCCUAACGCCCCGAUUCCUGAAGCUGAUCCUGCAGAUAAAGCGCCAACCGCUGGUUUAUUAUCGAGUCAGAUUAUACCGGUUCAUAUUGAUCGAAAAGAAUUCGAAGAUUACUACAAUGGUUGUUGCAAUGGUACUUUAUGGCCCUUAUUUCAUUCUAUGCCAGACAGAGCUGUAUUUCAAGCCGAUGCAUGGCAGGCGUAUUGCGCUGUCAAUUCUAAAUUUGCCGAAUGUACUCUCCAAGCUUUGAGAAAAAUAAUUGCAGAUUUAGACAGCGAAGGAAAAACUAAUGUAACUCCGAUCGUUUGGAUUCACGAUUACCAACUUCUGGUAGCAGCUACACAUAUUCGACACAAAUGUGAAGAGGAAAACUUACGUUGUAAAUUGGGAUUUUUCCUUCAUAUUCCGUUCCCAGCGUGGGAUUUGAUGAGAUUAUUCCCCUGGGAUGAUCAGAUUCUUCAAGGAAUGCUAUCGUAUGACUUCGUUGGAUUUCAUAUCGAAGAUUAUUGUUUGAAUUUUAUCGAUUGUUGCUGUCGGCGUUUGGGUUGCCGGGUUGAUCGAAAUAGCAUGCUUGUCGAAUUGACUGGAAGAACCGUACAUGUAAAAGCUUUACCAAUUGGAAUACCAUUCGAAAGAUUCGUACAGUUGGCUGAAGAUGCUGCAGAUUUUUUGCAAGAUACCAAUAAAGUCAAAGUUAUUUUAGGCAUUGAUCGACUGGAUUACACUAAAGGUCUCGUACAUCGAGUAAAAGCUUUCGAAAGAUUACUAGAAAAACACCCCGAAUAUUUGGAGAAAGUCAGCCUAUUACAAAUCUCCGUUCCUUCGAGAACCGACGUUCAAGAAUACAAACAGUUGAAAGAUGAAAUGGAUCAGUUAAUUGGACGCAUAAAUGGCAGAUUUUCGCAACCAAAUUGGUCACCUAUUCGGUACAUUUACGGUUGCGUUGGUCAAGAACAACUAGCUUCUUUAUAUCGAGAUUCGGCCGUCGCUCUGGUCACUCCUCUCAGAGACGGAAUGAAUUUGGUAGCCAAAGAAUACGUCGCGUGUCAAAUUCGAGAACCCGGCGUGCUGAUUUUAUCGCCUUUUGCCGGAGCUGGUGGAAUGAUGCACGAGGCAUUGCUGGUAAAUCCCUACGAACUGGACGGAACUGCGAAUACGAUUCAUCGAGCUUUAACUAUGCCUUUGGACGAACGAGAGUUACGAAUGACUCAAUUAAGGAAUCGCGAACAGUGCUUAGACGUUAAUUAUUGGAUGACUUCGUUUUUAUCGGCGAUGGGUGCGUUGAAAACGGAAGACGGAGAAAACGACCCACUGGCUAAUAAACAGUUACAAUUGAAACUGGAAGAUUUCGAUUUAUAUUUAAGUAAUCAUAUCGAAGGCGCUGUAAAAUUAAGUCUGAUUCUCGACUACGAUGGUACAUUGUCACACUUGACCAGUCACCCGGACUUGGCUCAGUUAUCCGAAGAAACACGACGUAUCUUGGAAAGACUAGCGAAUAUGAGCGAUAUAAACGUCGCCAUCAUAUCGGGACGAAGUUUGAAGAAUUUAAUGAAAAUGGUCAACAUCAAGAAAAUCACGUACGCCGGAAGCCACGGUCUCGAAAUCCUGCACCCCGACGGUACGAAAUUCGUUCACCCUAUUCCUAGACAGUUUGACGAAAAACUAACCGAAUUGAUGCGACGUUUACAAGACGAGGUCUGUCGAGACGGUGCGUGGGUUGAGAAUAAAGGUAUGCUAUUAACAUUUCAUUACCGAAAAACACCACCUCAUCUGCGGGAAGAUAUCGAAAAAAGGGCCAGCGAUAUAUUUUUAGAAGCUGGUUUCGUGCCACACAAAGGAAACAUGGCUAUUGAAGCGAAACCCGCUGUUAAAUGGGAUCAAGGCAGGGCAUCUAUUCAUAUAUUGAGGACAACCUAUGGAGUAGAUUGGUCAGAAAGAGUACGAGUUAUCUAUGCGGGUAAUGAAGAAGCUAUGUUGGCAUUGCGAGGUAUCGCCUGUACAUUCAGAGUAGAUUCGUCUCCUAUGGUUCAGACAGCUGCAGAUUUUCGUUUAUCCGGACCGGAUGCUGUUCUCACCAUGUUACGAUGGGUAGAAAAACAAAUGCAUAAACGUUCUCCUCCUUUAUCUAGAUCAGUUUCGUUGACAACCAAUACUCAAAGUGAGCUGAAAAAAACACUCAAUUCUUUACAAAAUUGUAUUCAUUCCCAGAUGAGUUUCGAAGAUAACGAUUCGGAAAAACAGAAGAAGUUACUUCUCAAUAGAAGAUCUAAGAUAGUUAGUUAACCAAGGCUUUUGUUACAAUGUUUUACAAAUUUCAUAGUAUGAAGCUGUACAGUUACUUAUACGUGUAAUUUAUUGGACUGAGACUGCAAAAGAAUAUGAUGAGUUAGAGUUAUUUUUUUUAAUUUAUCAUUUUCACGAUUUAUUUUAUUUUUUUUAAAGAAUGCGUAUUUAUAUGAAUCUGUGAUGUAUCAAAAUGUGAGAUGAAUACCAAUGCUGUAACAUUUUUGCGCUUAUUUUUAUUUUUUUUAUUUUUUAUUCGAGUUGAUUUUUUAAAAAAGUUAGGUACCUAUUUAAAAAUUUUAUAUUUACGAAGCUUUAAUUAGCCUAUAUUAAAUUUGUUUUUAUGUGAUUGCUACAUAAAUUUAUAUUGUAGUACAAUUUGUUUUGAUUUAUUUUAAUUAAGUACCUACCUAAUAUUUAUUAAAUUUUUGAUCGUGUUUUAUUUUAUUUUUUCAAUUUUUAAAAUAAUGCAGUAUGUCUUUACCUUUACCUUUGUCAGAAUUUAUUUUUGUUUGUUUAUGUGUACCUAAUACCCAGUUACAUUUUUUUUUGAGGGGGAGAGUCUGAUUUGUCUCUAUCAUCGAGUGUAAUUACUUGAGCAUAAAUCUAAAUGACUUAGUAACACCCUAAGUACUUUUAGGUAUAAGCUAUUAGAGGUAUUGAUUUUACAUUAUUUAAAUAGACGUGUUUGACAAACGAAA
This is a messenger RNA of Planococcus citri (citrus mealybug), 3631 nucleotides long. RefSeq lists its product as uncharacterized. The transcript has 9 exons. The coding region runs from base 417 to 2930 and encodes 837 amino acids. Gene Ontology annotation, molecular function: trehalose-phosphatase activity. Lineage: Eukaryota; Metazoa; Arthropoda; Insecta; Hemiptera; Pseudococcidae. Gene Ontology annotation, cellular component: cytosol; alpha,alpha-trehalose-phosphate synthase complex (UDP-forming). Gene Ontology annotation, biological process: trehalose biosynthetic process. The record is from RefSeq and is a predicted model, not a curated record.